This is a messenger RNA of Cyphellophora attinorum, 495 nucleotides long. RefSeq names its product putative ribose 5-phosphate isomerase. The record is from RefSeq and is a predicted model, not a curated record. Gene Ontology annotation, molecular function: isomerase activity. NCBI's taxonomy places the organism in Eukaryota, Fungi, Ascomycota, Eurotiomycetes, Chaetothyriales, Cyphellophoraceae. Gene Ontology annotation, cellular component: intracellular anatomical structure. Gene Ontology annotation, biological process: carbohydrate metabolic process. Bases 1 to 495 code for a protein of 164 amino acids. The transcript is spliced from 2 exons.
AUGGCGACCAACGGCAGCGGCAAAACACCACUGCGCAUCGUCGUGGGUAGCGACAACGCAGGCCACGCAUACAAGACCGCACUGAAAGAAGAGCUGAAGAAGCACGCAGGCGUCACACAUGUUCUUGACGUCGGAGUCAACGAAGCGGACGACUCAACAGCAUACCCACAUCUCGCUGUCGACGCGUGCAAGAAGAUAAAGUCCGGCGAGGCCGACCGAGCACUUCUGAUCUGCGGAACAGGCCUCGGAGUUGCCAUUGCGGCAAACAAGGUGUCGGGCAUUCGAGCAGUCACGGCGCACGAUCCGUUCUCGGUGGAAAGAGCGGUGCUGAGCAAUAACGCGCAAGUACUGUGUUUUGGGCAGCGCGUGAUAGGGCUGGAGCUCGCGAAGAAGCUGAUUCAGGAAUGGGUGGAACUACGUUUUGAUGAGAAGAGCGGGAGCGCUGAGAAGGUGAAGAACAUCUCGGAGUAUGAAGAGCAGUUUGGUGAUCUGUGA